AACCGCGUCGCCCUUUUAAUUACAGCGCGUUUGCGACCCCAAGUCUCACGUUUUGUUAAGGCUCCAUCAUCCAGGCUUCCGUCACCUGCCUAGACUCCAACGACAACACGAAUCAAAGCCAGGAAGGGUGCAUAAAUGUGCUUUUGCACUCAACCCCUUCAGUGAUUUUUCAACUUCAAAUUAUACAAAGUAACAAGGACGACUGUCUCCCACAUCGCCGCCAUGCCGGACAUUCGCAACUUCUUCAGUUCCAAAAACGGUCCUCCCCCACCGAAGCCUGCAGCCAAGAAGGAGGAAGAGACAAAAAAGUCUCGAGGUAAAGGGCGCAAGGUCAUUGAGGAUAGCGACGAGGAAGAAGUUGUCGAGACCAAGAAGCCAACCAGGACCACUCCUCGUAAGAAGGCAACAGCCCGCACCGAGGUGGAGGGCGAGGAAACUACUGCCGCCAAAUACUUUGCGUCGUCCAAACCGAAACCAGAUACGACGACAACUACCCCAAAGCCUCUAUCCAAGACCCGUCUGGCCCCUGGCGCCGAAGUCCGCGUGAGCCCCCGAACCAAACCAGCACCACCGAAGCCGGCACCCGAACCAGCCAAACCAGCGCAGAACAACACCAAGAAGAAGUCCAUUACCGCUUACAAGAAGCACGACCGGGACGAUGACGAUGCGUUUUUGGACGAUGAUGAGGAUGCCGGGGAUGACAUCUUCGCGGCGGGUGUGAAGGGCGGCAACAAACGGAAAAACGACGAGUAUGUCGAAGAAGACAGCGAGGAAGAGUUUCUCCCCAAGCCCAAACGAGUAGCUUCUCGUGCUGGUAAGCCUGUCAAGGCCGAAUCCGACGACGAAGUUGCACCGACCCCGAAAGCUGUCGCCAAGAAGGGGCCGGUCAGGAAACGCAAAACCCCAACUUCGGAUAGCGAGGAGGACGAGGAGGAUAUCAAGCCUGCGAAGAAGGCUGCCCCGGCCAAACCCCGCGCUCCAAGGGCUAAAAAAGAGCCCGAGCCCGAGGCUGACGACAUUAAGGACAUUCUCGACAAUGUUCCCACAGUUCAAGCACCUGACGCUCCGGCACCCGACCCGAACGCGAAGUUCGAUUGGCGGAAGGCGAAUGCAGGGGGUGGAAAUGCCGGUGCGCCACCAAUGGCCGGCGCUGUCGAUAUCCCUGAUGGCGAAGACGACUGUCUGAUGGGUAAAAGUUUUGUCUUCACCGGCCUACUCAAAACCAUCAGCCGCGAAGAGGGACAAGCGCUCGUCAAGCGGUAUGGUGGCAAGGUCACAGGCGCGCCGAGCAGCAAGACGGAUUUCGUUGUCCUGGGCGAUGAUGCCGGCCCCAGCAAGCUCCGAAAAAUCAAGGAACACGGGAUCAAAACGAUUGAUGAGGAAGGCCUAUUCUACCUCAUCAAGACGAUGCCUGCUCACGGCGGUGGUGGCAAGGGCGCCGAGAAGGCCAAGCAAAAGCAGGAAGCAGAAGAGAAAAAGAUUCGAGACGAAGCAGUCCGGAUGGAGAAGGAAGAACAAGCCCGCAAGGCCGAAGCUGACAAGGCUGCGAAGAAAGCCGCUGUGGCGCGCGGAGCCCCUGCUCCUGCGCCGACUCAGGUCUUGUCCCAGUUGUGGACAACCAAGUAUGCCCCCACACAACUCAGCCAAAUCUGCGGCAACAAAGCGAACGUCGAGCGCAUUCAGGGCUGGCUUGACAAAUGGCCGGUCCACCGCAAGUACGACUUUCAGAAGAGGGGUGCAGAUGGCAUGGGCGGGUACCGGGCCAUCAUUAUCUCUGGGCCACCAGGAAUUGGCAAGACGACCGCCGCUCACCUCGCGGCCAAGCUCGCAGGAUACGACGUCCUCGAGAGCAACGCUAGCGACACACGCAGCAAGAAACUUGUCGAGAAUGGCGUUAGCGAUGUGCUCAACAACACGUCACUGAUGGGCUACUUCGCAGGCGACGGCAAGAAAGUCGAUGCUGGCAAGAAGAAGAUUGUCGUCGUCAUGGACGAGGUUGAUGGUAUGUCCGCCGGUGAUCGCGGCGGCGUCGGUGCCCUUGCCAAAUUUUGCAAGAAGACCGAGGUGCCUCUUAUCCUGAUCUGCAACGAGCGCAGGUUGCCCAAGAUGAAACCCUUCGACCACGUCGCCUUUGAUAUCAAAUUCCAACGCCCAACCGUCGACCAGAUCCGGUCCCGGAUCAUGACCAUUUGUCAUAGAGAAGGCCUCAAGAUGCCGCCCCAGGUUGUCAACGCGCUCAUCGAGGGUAGUGGCAAGGACAUUCGCCAAAUCAUCAACAUGUUAUCCACGGCCAAGCUAGACCAGACAACGAUGGACUUUGACCAAAGCAAGGCGAUGACCAAGGCUUGGGAGAAGCACGUCGUCCUAAAACCUUGGGACAUCUGCCAGAAGAUGAUUGGAGGGGGUCUUUUUGGCCAGGCAAGCAAGGCGACGUUGAACGACAAGAUUGAGCUCUACUUCCACGACCACGAGUUCAGCUUCUUGAUGAUUCAAGAAAACUACCUACGGUCGAAACCGGCGGCACUAACAGGGAAAAACUACAAUGCCAGGAUGCAAAAUCUCAAGUACCUCGAGCUUGUUGACCAGGCAGCUGAAAGCAUCAGUGACGGAGAUCUUGUCGACCGCAUGAUCCACGGUCCGCAGCAACACUGGAGUCUGAUGCCCACACACGCAGUCUUCAGCACUGUCAGGCCAUCGAGCUUCAUUGCCGGCAUGUUCACUGGGCAGACCGCCUUUACAUCAUGGCUCGGCAACAACAGCAAGACCGGAAAGCUCGGUCGCUUCGUUCGCGAAAUCCAGUCCCACAUGCGGCUCAAGACGUCGGGCGAUCAUAACGAGAUUCGCCAACAGUAUCUGCCUGUGCUCUGGCACCAGCUGGUCAAGCGGCUGGAGGUUGAGGGCAAGGAGGCCGUUGCGGACGUCAUCGAUCUGAUGGACAGCUACUACCUCACCAGGGAGGACUUUGAUAGUAUCAAGGAACUCGGUGUGGGGUACCAGUCGGAGGACUUGAUCAAGCUUGAUACGCAGACCAAGUCGACCUUCACCAGGCUGUACAACGCGGCGUCGCAUCCUGUGCCGUUCAUGAAGGCCAGCAACAUGGACGUGGCCGUGGCCGCGAAGAAGGCGGACAAGGAUAUGCCCGACUUGGAGGAGGCUCUCGAGGAAGAGGAUGAGAACGAUGUGGCCGAGCCCGCUGAUGUCGAUGACGAGGAGGAGCUCGACCUCAAGAAGGACAAGUACAUCAAGCAGCCCAAGGCCAAGGGCGGGAAGAAGGCUACCAAGAAGACGGCCAAGGCUGCGGGUGAUGAUGACGAGGAGGAUGGUGGUGGCAGUAAGCCGUCGAAGGCGAAGGGGAAGGCUGCGCCUAAGGGUAGGGGACGGCCGAAGAAGGCUUAGGAGGGUAUACGGGUGCCGUGGGGUUUUCGAGCAAGAACAUGGGUUGGACUCGCCCAGCAGCCCAUAGAGCCGCUUACACACACAUUUAACUAGGGUAGCUCUGGUGAGAAGCUUUGAGAAGCGGGCGAAAUCGAUUUUAAAUUGGUAUUAAGUAGUCUUCUACGCCAGGCAACCCGUUCGCGCCCCCAUUCCCGAUUAUCAA
Chaetomium fimeti is the source of this 3598-nucleotide messenger RNA. RefSeq names its product replication factor RFC1 C terminal domain-containing protein. Lineage: Eukaryota; Fungi; Ascomycota; Sordariomycetes; Sordariales; Chaetomiaceae. Gene Ontology annotation, molecular function: DNA binding; DNA clamp loader activity; ATP binding. The coding region runs from base 223 to 3396 and encodes 1057 amino acids. Gene Ontology annotation, biological process: DNA replication; DNA repair. The transcript has 5 exons. Gene Ontology annotation, cellular component: nucleus; DNA replication factor C complex. The record is from RefSeq and is a predicted model, not a curated record.